ACGGACAAGCAAGGACAGCAGUUUGGAUCAGCUUGCUACCUCCAACAGUUUCAUAAACUGAACGCUUUCGUCAAGGUAAGAAGAAACACAGCUUGACAAUGUCUACAUUUGAGACACAGGACCAGUCUCCACCACGUUGUGGCCCUCAAUUUCCGAGCCUCGGCCAGGAGCCUCCUGAACUCAGCUUGUACAGUGACUGUUACUACCCUCCGCCAUCACUACCAAGUCCUCAGCGUACCACGCCGACAUCAUACGAGCUGAGCGACUUCAGCACUGCCUCCGCUAACCCUUACCUUUGGUUCAACGGCUCUGGGAUCAACACACCAUCAUACCUGACCACCAACGGGCCACCAGGCAACCCCGGCCCUCCCUUUGUCCCGCAGCACUACGGCAUGCAGAGGCCUUACCUCGGUGCUGCAGGUGCUGGAGGCCCAGGAGGGGAGUUGAGCUGGUUUUCCCUGCCUUCACAAGAGGACUUGAUGAAGCUGGUCAGACCCCCUUAUUCUUACUCCGCUCUCAUCGCCAUGGCUAUCCACGGAGCACCAGACCGCAGGCUGACCCUGAGUCAGAUAUACCAAUACGUCGCAGACAACUUCCCUUUCUACAACAAGAGUAAAGCAGGCUGGCAAAAUUCCAUCAGACACAACCUGUCACUCAAUGACUGCUUCAAAAAAGUACCAAGAGAUGAAGACGAUCCAGGCAAGGGCAACUACUGGACACUCGACCCAAACUGUGAAAAGAUGUUUGACAAUGGAAACUUCCGUCGCAAAAGGAAGAGAAAGUCAGACUCCCUUUCUGGUGUCGAAGGUGGUUCAGGGGCCACUGAGUCAGGUGAGAGUGACAGGGGAAGUCCCAAACUCUCUGCCACCUCAGCCCUUAACAUCUCCCCAACACCGGACAGAAUCCCUUCUCCGUCAUCGUCUGGUGCUACACCUUGUCUAAGCAGCUUCCUAUCCGAGAUGUCCGGAGUGACUGCUGGAUCUGCCAAUGAUGUGGGAGGUGAUGGCUUGAUCCGACCCCUGCAGGUCAACCUCCCCAUGGAUGGGCCUCACAGGCUUCCACAGCCUGGAAGUUUUAGUAGCUACUCCCCAAACUCAGCUGGCCGAGAAUGGCUUCCACAGGUGCAAGCUUCCCCUGUGCUCUCCUCUUCACCCACCCACUCUUCACUGGGGUACUCAAGUCCAAUCCUGAGCCAGUACAGUGGGUCCAGCGGACACUUCUACCCCCCGCUGGGCUCAACGGGAAUCAUCUAUCACCGCGAGGGCACUGAGGUUUAACAUAAGGGGAGGGACAACUGGUCGUACUUUCUUUUGCAGUAGAGAUCCAAUGUUGUUUUGAGAUGCAAAACAGCCUUAGCAUGUUUGCGCUGACUGAGACAGUUGGUCACAAGAGCGUGUGACAGCAGACGAGCACACCUUGAUUCCCACAGGAACAGCCGAGUCAGCAGCGGAGGGCUGAAACUGUCUGAGAAUACCAACUCCGAUGUCAGCUUUUUAUCCCAACCAAACGCUGGUGUCUAUCAGAGCUGACUCAAUCCUAACUGAUCUGAUCUGCUGACAUCAGUCUGUUCCACACAACUGUCUGUGAUUCUUUGAUGGUUAUCACACAAACACAACGUAGGCAGCACAUUUAGAGGGGUGCUUCAUUACACAUUUGUCUACAUCUUGUGUUGCUUCUGCUUUUAUAAAAACAUGUUUUUCUGUAAGAAUCUUAUGAAGUUACAAGAGUCUUGUUGAAUGUGUCUUGCAAUGUUAAUCAUUUAUGUUACUGGUCUGUUUGUACACCUGUUAAUAUUCAUAAUGUAAGGUAAUGCCAUGUUGUGUUUUUGAUAUUAAUAAAAUGCU
This is a messenger RNA of Nerophis lumbriciformis (worm pipefish), 1844 nucleotides long. RefSeq names its product forkhead box I3b (gene foxi3b). NCBI's taxonomy places the organism in Eukaryota, Metazoa, Chordata, Actinopteri, Syngnathiformes, Syngnathidae. Gene Ontology annotation, biological process: anatomical structure morphogenesis; regulation of transcription by RNA polymerase II; cell differentiation. Gene Ontology annotation, molecular function: RNA polymerase II cis-regulatory region sequence-specific DNA binding; DNA-binding transcription factor activity, RNA polymerase II-specific. The record is from RefSeq and is a predicted model, not a curated record.